Messenger RNA from Bombina bombina (fire-bellied toad), 3690 nucleotides. Its product is annotated as oocyte zinc finger protein XlCOF6-like. Lineage: Eukaryota; Metazoa; Chordata; Amphibia; Anura; Bombinatoridae. Gene Ontology annotation, biological process: regulation of transcription by RNA polymerase II. The record is from RefSeq and is a predicted model, not a curated record. The transcript has 3 exons. Bases 183 to 2510 code for a protein of 775 amino acids. Gene Ontology annotation, molecular function: RNA polymerase II cis-regulatory region sequence-specific DNA binding; DNA-binding transcription factor activity.
CUUCUCCAAAGUUCCUGAUGAAAAGAUAAGCAGAUGCUGUAGUGUCAGACACCCUCCUCUAUUACUUGUAGCUGGGCAGCUGUUGACACGGCCAGAGCACUGAGAGAUAUCAGGUAUUGAUGUAACUGGAGUGAAUAAGGGAACCUUCUUCCUGAGCACAGACAUUCGAGCCUGUUAUCAGCAUGAGCUUAUAUGUGUUAGAAAAACACUUGAAUAGUUCAUAUCCAUCAUUCACUACAGGAAGCAUCAGAAUGAUACCGCAAACUCCAAAAACCUUAGAUACUUAUGACUAUUCACAAACAUUGGGGAUAUCACAAAAGAUAUUAAAAGAAGAUGGUGAAUCGGCAGUAACUGGGCAGCAAUCACUAUGUACAGAGAAUAAUUUAGUCAUUAAACGAGAGGAUACGAUUUACGACUUAUCUAGUGAAAUGAUUAUCCCUGAGGAUAAACCACACACAUUUACUGAGUUUUCAAAACAUAGUAAAAAAGGGAAAAGUCUACAGUCUAGCCAAAUGAUUCAUACAAAGGAGAAACCUUUCAAAUCUAUAGAAUGUGAGAAAAGCUUUAGAUGGAAGUCUCGUCUAUUAGAGCACCACAAAAUUCACACAGGUGAGAAACCACACACAUGUACUGAGUGCGGCAAAUGUUUUACACGAAUGGAUCAUCUGAAAAGUCAUGAAAAUAUUCACACAGGUGAAAAGCCAUUCACAUGUACAGAGUGUGGAAAAAGUUUUGCACAAAAGAAUAAUCUGAAAACUCAUGAAAGGAGUCACACAGGGGAAAAGCCUUUCACAUGUACAGAGUGUGGAAAAUGUUUUACACAAAAAAGUAGUCUGAAAACUCAUGAAAUGAUUCACACAGGAGAAAAACCUUCCACAUGUACAGAGUGUGGAAAAAGUUUUACACGAAUAAGUAGUCUAAAAAUUCAUGAAAGGAGUCACACAGGAGAAAAGCCUUUCACAUGUACAGAGUGUGGGAAAUGUUUUACACACAAAAGUAGUCUAAAAAUUCAUGAAAGGAGUCACAAAGGAGAAAAGCCUUUCAAAUGUACAGAGUGUGGAAAAAGUUUUACACAAAAGAGUGAUCUGAAAUAUCAUGAAAGCAGUCACACAGGAGCAAAGCCUUUCACAUGUACAGAGUGUGGAAAAAGUUUUACACAAAAGAGUGAUCUGAAAUAUCAUGAAAGCAGUCACACAGGAGAAAAGCCUUUCACAUGUACAGAGUGUGGAAAAAGUUUUACACAAAAGAGUGAUCUGAAAACUCAUGAAAGGAGUCACACAGGAGAAAAGCCUUUCACAUGUACAGAGUGUGGGAAAUGUUUUACACAAAAGAGUGAUCUGAAAAAGCAUGAAAGGAGUCACACAGGGGAAAAGCCUUUCACAUGUACAGAGUGUGGAAAAAGUUUUACACAAAAGAGUGAUCUGAAAUAUCAUGAAAGCAGUCACACAGGAGAAAAGCCUUUCACGUGUACAGAGUGUGGAAAAAGUUUUGCACAAAAGAGUAAUCUGAAAACUCAUGAAAGGAGUCACACAGGAGAAAAGCCUUUCACAUGUACAGAGUGUGGGAAAUGUUUUACACAAAAGAGUGAUCUGAAAAAGCAUGAAAGGAGUCACACAGGGGGAAAGCCUUUUACAUGUACAGAGUGUGGAGAAAGGUUUACACAAAUUAGUAAUCUGAAAACUCAUGAAAGGAAUCACAAGGGAAGAAACCUUUCACAAACAUUGGGGAUAUCACAAAAUAUAUUAAAAGAAGAUGGUGAAUCGGCAGUAACUGGGCAGCAAUCACUAUGUACAGAGAAUAAUUUAGUCAUUAAACAAGAUGAUAAGAUUUAUGACGUAUCUAGUGAAAUGAUUAUCCCUGAGGAUAAACAACACACAUUUACUGAGUUUUCAAAACAUAGUAAAGAAGGGAAAAGUCUACAGUCUAGCCAAAUGAUGGAUACAAAGGAGAAACCUUUCAAAUCUAUAGAAUGUGAGAAAAGCUUUAGAUGGAAGUCUUGUCUACUAGAGCACCACACAAUUCACACAGGUGAGAAACCACACACAUGUACUGAGUGCGGCAAAUGUUUUACACGAAUGGAUCAUCUGAAAAGUCAUGAAAAUAUUCACACAGGAGAAAAGCCUUUCACAUGUACAGAGUGUGGAAAAAGUUUUGCACAAAAGAGUAAUCUGAAAACUCAUGAAAUGAUUCACACAGGAGAAAAACCUUCCACAUGUACAGAGUGUGGAAAAUGUUUUACACGAAUAAGUAGUCUAAAAAUUCAUGAAAGGAGUCACACAGGAGAAAAGCCUUUCACAUGUACAGAGUGUGGGAAAUGUUUUACACGAAUAAGUAGUCUAAAAAUUCAUGAAAGGAGUCACACAGGAGAAAAGCCUUUCACAUGUACAGAGUGUUGGAAAUGUUUUACACACAAAAGUAGUCUAAAAAUUCAUGAAAGGAGUCACAAAAAAGAGAAAAGCCUUUCACAUGUACAGAGUGUGGAAAAAGUUUUACAUAAAAGAGUGAUCUGAAAUAUCAUGAAAGCAGUCACACAGGAGAAAAGUCUUUCACAUGUACAGAGUGUGGAUUUUUUUUUACACAAGAGUGACCUGAAAAUGCAUGAAAGGAUUCACACAGGGGAAAAACCUUUCACAUGUACAGAGUGUGGAGAAGGGUUUACACAAAUUAGUAAUCUGAAAACUCAUGAAAGGAUUCACAAGGGAAGAAACCUUUCACAUGUUUAGAAAGUGGAAAAAAGGUUUUUAUUGAAAUCGGGUAUCACAAAACACCAAAUAUUUAAACACAAAUAAACUUUAUAUACAGAGUGUACAAACCUCUUUACAAUUAUCCUAAAGAGGACAAACUCUCUAAAUAGAAGCAUCAAAAGAGAUGUUAUUGUAACUAAUACUUUCUAAAUCCCAGUUAUAAAAGACCCAGAUUGGAAGUGCUCUCCUGCUGUCCUUUGUUCCUCUAUAUAUGUGCACCUCAGUUUCUCUCAUAUAAAUGUGAUAGAAUCCAAACACCACACAGGAAUAUACAAAUCUGUCCUCAUACUGACCAGUUUACACAACCAUUCACCACCAAAGCACCCCCAGUGUUGUUUAUUAAUAUGCCAGUGUAAGGAGUUGUACAUUUGAUUUACAUAGGGGAGAAAAUAAUUAUAUUUACAGAAUAAAGGAGUCUUUAUAUGAAUAGAGUGUUAGAGAAUUAUAUAAAGAAGAACAUCAGUCUUAAAUGAUUGACAUCUGGGAGAUAUAUUUAAUGUGCACAUUAUGUGGAUAAACCUUUUCUUAUAGCAAUAGAUGCUUAGCAUUGUACAUGUUAUUUACCAGAAGAAUUACUGAGGGGAAACUGAUUUUAUUUAACGAGACACAAUAUCAGUAACCGGUACAUAUGUGAUCAUAAUCAGUUUAAUUUAAAUGGCUACUAUAACCUACAUGUAUACUGGGUAUGUAAUAUGUGUGUCAUGUUCUGUAACUUGAUAUUAUGUCUUUUAGAUGUUUUCAUGUUAGUUAGAAGCCACAAGAACUGAUAAUAGCACACACUGUAUAUAUAAAGGGAACAUUAUAUAUCUGAUGAAUCCCUUUGUAGCAAGAGCACAAGUGUUAGGUAUAUUUAUACCAUUGUGUGCAUAUAUCAUGUAAUGCUGCUUUUUACUAUAUAAUGAUAUACAAUGUUUUUUCCAUGCAAAUAAAAAGUGAUUGUAAUCCA